AUGUUGCCAACAACGAGCGAUUUAGAUGACUUUUUCAACAGUUUCCCUACACCGGUUCAGCUUGUGGAGAAGGAACGAAUUACCUUUUGCAAUAUUUUAGAUGAUAUUCCUGCAGAGAAGAAACCAACAAGUCCUCCGAAGAGAGACAAGGACAUGGCAACCUUUAUUCAGGAUAUCUAUGAAGACAUCAUCAUGAAGACGAAUUUGGUUGAGACUGAAGAAUUUGAGAAUGAUCAAAAUAGAGUGUCUUUGAGAAGAAGAAAACUUGCCUUGUCUAAAAAAAGUGGAAUUUCACAAUAUGGAGACAUUGAUAAUUUGGAAAUAUUCUUGUUUGGUGUUGAUGAGAGUCAAAAAGACAAAGUUUGUAAGAUUAUUGGAGAUACAGAUAUUAAGAAAUCUUCUGGCUCCUUGGACAUUAAGAGUUGCAAGACAAUUCAUAGUGUGAUGAAGAAGUGUGAAAAAUGUCGAUUGAUUUUAUGGAUUUGUACGAAAGAUAACAAGGAAAUAUUGCAGUUAUUGGUUUGUACAAAGGUUUAUCCAGUUACCAAUGAAAAGCUUGAUCCCUCUGAAUCCAGAAAGAAAGUAAAGCGCAAUAGUCAACCAGGAGAAGCUUCAUCUUCUGGAAUAGACGCAGCCAGUACUGAUUUGGUGUCUCAACUUGACCUUGCUUUUGCAAAUAAUUCAAACACUAAUAGCUUGCAAUCAGCAAGCACAACCAUUCAAAAUAAUCCUAUUCCACAUGAAAAUAGUCAACCUCUUUCUCAGCCAAAGGUAGUAUAUAAAUCCCGCCCAGCUGAACUUGCCCAAAUGUCUCAAGAAGAUCUCAUAGCCAAAAUUAUUCGAUUGGAAGGCAUAAUAGAAGACAGAGACAAUACCGUUGCUUCUACCCAUCAACAUUACAAUGUUAAAAUUUCUGAAAUGGCUCUUGCUCACUUUAACAAUAUCCAAGAACUGUUCCAACAGAUCAAUCGUCUUAAUAAGGAAAAUUGCGAUCUCAAAUGUACUUUGAAUCCACAAGAUACAAUUGCACACAAGCAACUUUACAUUGAACAAUUCGAAGAUGCAAAAGAAGUGGUCAAUCACCAAGAAAAUUUAGAUUUGUUUGAUGGUGAAACUUCUGAUGACGUUUAUAAUAACCUUUUCAACUAG
Messenger RNA from Naegleria gruberi, 1149 nucleotides. RefSeq lists its product as uncharacterized. The record is from RefSeq and is a predicted model, not a curated record. Bases 1 to 1149 code for a protein of 382 amino acids. The transcript has a single exon. Lineage: Eukaryota; Heterolobosea; Eutetramitea; Acrasida; Naegleriidae.